Drosophila takahashii is the source of this 1085-nucleotide messenger RNA. RefSeq lists its product as uncharacterized. NCBI's taxonomy places the organism in Eukaryota, Metazoa, Arthropoda, Insecta, Diptera, Drosophilidae. The record is from RefSeq and is a predicted model, not a curated record.
GUUACAAAAUUUCAGCUGUAGCCUAUUAGAUAAUCCAAUGAUAUGAACAAUCCAUGGCGGGAAAUCGGCUUUAUCAGCAAGCAAAGGUCAAAGAAGCAUUUGAAAAUCAUUCGGAUCAAGAAACGCAUUGCCAAGUCAAAGAAAACCUUUAAGCUAAGACAAAAGGACUUGAUUCAUCUUCACUUAAGGAAUCGCAUCAAGUAUUUAAUUAUCGAACAUCUGGAAUACAGAUUAGCAGAUAGUAAAACUAAGAGGAAAAUACAGAAAAAGAAGAAAGUAGAAUAAAAUAAAUGGGGAAAUUAUGUAAUAUCGGUCGCUUUAAACUAUCAUCAAAAAUUAAUUACGAGGACUAUCCAAUUACGGUCAACCUUAAAAAUAGAUAAUCACGAAAUUACCGCUUAUCUUAUUUCUAAAAAUAUUUUACACUAAAUUAGGCAAUUUUCAAAUCAAAGCCAAUUCAAAGCCAUAGAUGAGCGCCAAAUCAAUUUCCUUGUUUGCCACUCCAUUCGGAUUAUAAAAAUUUGAAAUAAAGUUUGGCUGGGCAGCGUCCACAAAAUCAUUUUCAAACCGAGUUCAAUAAAAAUCAAAGCCACUGAAGAAGCAUCGCAUUGGAUACUCGUUCUCAGCCCAAUGGAAAGUUGCACAGCAUUAAUAAAUAUUUACAGGCACGUCGCGUCCUCUUCAAUGGAAUGGCCUACUGGGCAGUUCCAGUCUCAGUUCUGGCAAUGAAAUCAAAUCAAAUAUGCGCGCUGACGCUUUAUAUAUCGCACCGAGGAGCCAGCAGCAGCAGCAGCGUCGUUUGCUUUGGUGUGCUCACAAGAAUUUAAAUCAUCCGACUUACAUGCUACUUACAAGCCAAAGCGCCUAUAUGUAUGCCCCAUAAAAUGCGAGCAAGACCGAGUGCAGAAUGGGCAAGUGGAAAAAUGUCAGACAGAUCACUGAAAAAAAAAUGUUUAUAAUCUUGUACUAAGAAAAAAUUAACGAAUUCUUAAAAGUGCAAUAAUUAGACUGGAAUUAAGAGAUCAUGUUUUCAGCAUAUAAAUAUAAAUUCCUAGUCUAAUUAUUUUACUUUUAGGAUUUUCUAA